GAGUGAUAAAGGCACCAUCUCCCUUACUAAUGACAAAACACCUUAAAGAAGAUACCAUCUCCUUUGCUAAAGAAAAGGUGAACUCUUUAAAAAAGUUAUCAAUUUCUGUCUUUGAAUAUAUAAUAAAG
Messenger RNA from Racocetra persica, 128 nucleotides. Lineage: Eukaryota; Fungi; Glomeromycota; Glomeromycetes; Diversisporales; Gigasporaceae. The record is from the annotation of a GenBank genome assembly.